Messenger RNA from Ceraceosorus guamensis, 1288 nucleotides. Its product is annotated as t-SNARE. NCBI's taxonomy places the organism in Eukaryota, Fungi, Basidiomycota, Exobasidiomycetes, Ceraceosorales, Ceraceosoraceae. Gene Ontology annotation, molecular function: SNAP receptor activity; SNARE binding. Gene Ontology annotation, biological process: Golgi to vacuole transport; vesicle fusion; intracellular protein transport. The record is from RefSeq and is a predicted model, not a curated record. Bases 1 to 1014 code for a protein of 337 amino acids. Gene Ontology annotation, cellular component: SNARE complex; endomembrane system; membrane. The transcript has 5 exons.
AUGUCGUUCAACGAUUUGGAGCGAGGAUCAGCUCAAUCACCCCGGAAUAACAAUAGCAGCAGGGGCAGCGUGGGGCGAUCAUCCAACCGAGCAUCCGGUAACCCUUUGCCUCUGUACCACGCCCCUCCUUCCGAUCAUGAAGAGUACGAAUUUAAAAAGCUGGCGGAAAGAAUGGGGGUGCAGAUCUUCAAGUUGAACGCCAAUGUGAGCGCGAUUGAUAAGCUCGUGGAGCUCAGCUCGGGAAGCGGCAAGGUUGCAGCUCAGAGCAAGGCUCAGAGCAAAGAAGGUAGAGACUGGACGAAGCAAGUAGCUGAUCUUACCGAUACGACGCGAUCGGUGUCGACCUCCCUCGUGAGCGACAUGAAGACUCUCUCGACAUUGAGCAGCAAGAGCGGAUCAUCUCAGCACAAGAUGACGACGAACAAGCUGAGGACGGAUGUCGAGAAUGGCUUGAAGAACUUUCAGAGAGCUCAGAGGGCAGGAGCCAACGUGACUAGGACCGCAUUGGACAAAGAAAGAGCGAGGAGAAGCGCUGCUGCCUCCACAUCGUCUGCUUCCAAUGCCAAGUCCAGCGAAAAUCAAGUAGCACUGGAGUCGACUGGCGGGGCUUCUGCGGAAGGAGGUCUGAUCGAUCAUCCAUCGGCCGAAUUCGACGAGGGUCAAGAAGAGCAGGAGCAAGCACAAGUACGAGUCAACGCUGGUCCCACGCAAUCCGACCUCGAAUUUCAGGAGGCGCUGAUCUCAGAACGAGAGGCAGAGAUUCAGGAGAUCGAGGGAGGUAUCCAAGAGCUGAACGAAAUCUUUAGAGAUCUGGGACAUAUUGUUCAAGAGCAGGGCGGUAUGAUAGACAACAUCGAACACAAUGUUUCGCAGAUCGCUCUGCAUACCGAAGGAGCUGAUCGAGAGCUGGUCAGGGCACACGAAUAUCAGAGGAAAGCGGGAAGGAGAGCGGCUUGUUUGCUGCUCAUUGUGGGCAUUGUCGUUGCUGUUGUUCUCGUCGCUGCUCUAAGCUGAUACGUGCGCUCAUGCCUUUCAUGGGUUUCUUUGUCCCGUCACCUUUCCAUUCUUCGUCCUCAUUUCCAACUCCCUUUCGUUGGCCAAUGCAAGCUCAGCUUAGUAUUUCGUACCUUGUUUGAGCACCUCCCAGACUUCCUUGAUUACAUGCACACGUCACCUUUGCCCAGGGCCGAAGCCUCGACGUCAAUAUUUUGCUUGAAUCUGAUCUCUUAUGGAGCAAGUCUUAGAGGUGGCAGAGGCUUUUGCAAAACCAUGAUCCGGACAACGACGG